This is a messenger RNA of [Torrubiella] hemipterigena, 7988 nucleotides long. The record is from the annotation of a GenBank genome assembly. Lineage: Eukaryota; Fungi; Ascomycota; Sordariomycetes; Hypocreales; Clavicipitaceae.
UACUGUGGGCGCUGUCGCAACCACCCAUACGACGACUUUGAAGAGAAAUUCAAAGGAAAAGAGCUUGCCAAUCUCGUCUAUACAAAUUAGUAUCUUGAACAUAGUUAAGGGUAUUUAUUCGUAAAGGAAUUCCAUUUCAGUCUAAUUAUUUGCCAUAUUUUGCAGAGCUGUUACAGAUUGAAUACAUGCGUAACCCGUGAGGGAGAAAAUAAAUCGUAUAUAUACAUGAAGAAAGUAGAACAAAAUACAAUGGAAAUUUUUGAAAAAAAAAAAAGGAAAGGAAAGGAAAAGGGAAAAGAACUACAUGGACGCCGACGCAAUGUAAUUACCAAUCCGAAGCUGUCUUGUUCUCGUAGUCCAAGUUCCAAGACUGCCAGAAUUGAUUGUGCCAGCCUACCUGGCAAAGGGUUUUCUCUGGAGGCGUCGUCUGCCACUCAAUCAGAUCAUCGUUGGGGUCUUUAUCGUUAAUAAGAUCCUCGGUAUAACCCCUAUCCUUCUUGAUUCUGCGUGCGUUCUCGAUCUUGUAAUCCAAGUUGAUUGUCGGAACGACAGCGAUUCGUCCAUAUCCUCGAAGCCAUAGGUCCUUGCCAAAGAGCUGGGGCUCUCCUUGAACGCAUUCAUUGCCGGCAAAUUUGCGGAAGCGAACACCCUCCAUGAGCGGAAGCGCUGAGAAUGCAGUCGCACCAUUCCAACAGGAAUAUACUUGGAAAGGCCGCCAUUCAGAGAAGCGCUUUCCAGUGACGGUAUCGUUGGGGAACAUGUGCCAUGCGUCAUCCCAGCUGCCAUCUUUUGGAAUGUGGAAAAACGAAUCGCCCUGCAUAGUUCGGGUGACCCAAACAUCGUAAAAUACCGGAUGUUUGCCAUCAUGGUAGUUCCAAUCCAUGGCACACGUUUGUACAGCGCCCAGCUUGAUGCGCUGCCACAUGAGUUCCAAAAUAUCGUUUGGGCAUAUGGCAACAUCGUUGAUGAAAACGGCCGUCGAAUUAGCAGAGAAGUGUUUGUGAUCUUGUAGUAAUGGCUUGAGUGCCAUGUUGCGCAGCUCUGCGAGAAUGUCAAUCCGAUCGGCUCCUUCGGCAUUAGGUGAGAGGUCAGAAGAUUCGAAGUAGUAUUGCAUGUUUUCUGCUUUGAGGCCCUCUCUCAUGGCUUCAAGAAUCUGCACAGUAGCAUCUUUGGAGUUUCCCUCGACGAUUGACAGGGCCGAGUUUUCGGUUCCUAGAUAUCUGGCAGCUCUGACAAUACUGCCCAUCAGCUGAGGGAGGAGCUCUUGCACCUGGUACAGGUUGAGAGCAAAGUACCAUGGUCGACGAUCAACCGCAUGCUUCCACUCUUUUAAUUCCUUGUAGCGGGUCUCGUUGAUCGGCCGGCAUGCCAGCCGAAGAUCUUCAAGCUUCGAUUCGGAAUUUUUGCGGUCGAAGAUAACAUCGAGGUAAGUGUCAAGAUCCUUCUUUGAUAGGAUUUCCACUAAAGGCCGGUUAGGAAAUUGUUCCGUCGCUGGUUGGGGGCGGGCCGCAACGGCCACGCGGGGAUGCAACGUCGCGAGACUGACCUUGUUUCGCGGGUUUCUCAGUGUUUUCGGCAGGCUUUUCCUUCUUGCUUUCGGGUUCGGAACUUUCUACUGUGUGCUUCGCAUCGCUCGUCUCAGUAGGGUUUUCCUUCGGCGAAGGGCUGGGGACCGGGGCAUUGGCCUUGGGGUGCGAAAAGGAGGGACCAGCAAGGCGUGUGAGCUUCUCGCCCGCCAGGUGAUAGGUGGUGGCCAGAAAGAAAAGCGCAACGGCCGAGAAGACCAAGCAGAGCAGUCGUCUAUGCAUGGUUGCAAAACAGCAGUAUGUCUGCGACCAGGGACUCUACUCGUACGAUGUUUAGAGAGAAUGACAGUUUGGAAAGAAAGGAGAGGGUGGCGUGUCGACAGAAGGCUGCCUUUUUUUCGGGGAAAUUUGUGAGCCAGCCGCCUUCGUAUUAGCUUAGUGCUAAGAGAAAAUAAAAAAGAACACGCUGACCUGGCCUGCUAGCGUGUUGUCAGCCAGCCCCAGCGUGGCCAUUUAGUGGGCGCAACGCUGUAAAUGAUCCCUAAUUUGCACGGUUACAGCGGUCGCUUGCUGAAAGCCUUGAACGGGUGACCCACUGUCUUUCGGUUGUGCAAAUCCGCCUUUGUUCGAAAGCGUCGCCCUAUGCGGCCGUGGCUGGCUCGCUAUUGGUCAGGCGCCGGGGCAGCCGGUCCCAGCGUCGCAGCGCCGCCAGCUGUCAUUGGGCCGUUCGUUGUCGCCAGCGGCUGAGGCGGACCCGAACCCCUUUUACGGAGCCCGUGGUUAUCGCUUUUGUCUCAAUUGACUGAUUUAGAAAUAUGGAUAGAAGUGCCAUGGGUUGCUUGAUGUGUGAAAGUGUUAGGUAGUGUUUAUUAUUAAUUGCCCAUGAUUUUAAAGAAGAAUAAAAUGGGUUGAAAAUAGCCCAAGAUAACGUCAAGUAUUAUUUUCACCCUUUGCAUGUGCCUUACCUGCCAAGCAUCAAUUUCUCUACUCUUUGCAGCCCUCGCUGCUGAAAUAAUACCAAAAAACAAAUUUCAUACGUUUCUGUAAACCGCAAUAUUUACCGAGUAUUUGUUAAAUGCGAGGUCGUUGCAUAAUCCACCAAAUUUCGUCGAGGAGCACGUAAUGACACCUUGGGUAUAUUAGCCAGCUCCUCCAGCUACAUCGCGUCAACCUUUUGCUUGCUUAUCGGCGACAGCUAUUGCCCAAUUAAAAAAAACACGCCAUAAUUAUCUUAAAGGCUAAGGAGCAGGGCACCGCCGCCUAGGCAGAGCCGUAUAAACCCGCCCAGAGCCAAGACUGUUAGUCAUUGUGUGGGGAAGACUUUUUGCCUCGUCGCGCUGAAAAGUUUUUUUGUAUCACGAAGCCAAAAUAUUUAGCAGGCAUGUAAUAAUAUAGCGGGCACAGAGCCUUGGUGACUCAAGCGUCUUCCUCACUGGCUUUACUGGUGGUAUGGGUGACCCGGCGGGGGCGGGUGGGCACUGGAGUAUUUUGCAAUCGCGAUCUGCCGGGGAGAGUGGAAGAGCCUCUCGUGUUAGUGCUGCCCGUACACCAGCCUGCCAGCUGGUGCCAGCUGGCAAUAGAUGCUGUUAUCCUGGCAACCAAGACACUACGAUCAAGAUAAAAUAAUCUACGCCAAUACAACUUCAUACCCUGCUGCUUCAGCCAAACCCCCUUUUGCAAUUGACGGUCGCGUGCGCCAUUUUCUGGCCGCAACGGGCCAUUGACUCUAGACCCAGGUCCACAGGGUGGCUUAGACCUUCUCGGCAAGCCAGCCGAGCAACCACCACCGCCCGAACGGUCCUGUACACCCAGUCCCAGCCUGCUCCUACACCCAAAACACCAAACCAAAAGGUUAGAUCGCUAUUAAGCUCUCGAUAUCAACGAAUCCUCCGCCUUCUGAAUGACGAAGAACAACUCCCCCAAGAACAACCAGGCUCCAGCAUCUGAGCCUGUAACAGCAACACUGGAAAACACACGAGCAUCCGGAUACGUCGCUCUGGCGGCAAGCGUACCAAGCAGAAUUGCAUCUGAGUUUGAACCUGCUUAGGAAGCCUUGAUUUGUUAAAUCUUUUACAAUGGCAUACCUGUUUUCUUCUCUCAAGGCCUACUGGUCGGAUCCGCGAAAGCUGACCAAGACCGCAAGUGGUAGCGACAAAUCUUCUCUGUUGUCCCGCAUUGCUUGGAUCUCCAAUUCAAACACCUCUGGCGUCAGUUCGUGGCUUACACCACCUGAAGGCGCCAACGGUCUUCCACCUGAUGAGGUUCUCCAGACUUUUGCCAGACUCCCUGUCAAUGCCGCGAUCGAACAUCUAGAUUCUUCUGAGACAGGUCUUUCAACAGCUGAAGCCGAGAAGCGUAUUGCGAUCAAGGGAUCCAAUACGAUGAAAUCUCAGAAGCCGCCAUCGCGUAUCAUUCUACUCCUCAAGGUCAUUCCCAAUCCGUUCAAUCUUCUGCUCAUGGUCCUUGCCAUCAUCAACGCGUCCAUUCCCCCACCUGACUGGAAAGGUUUCACAGUACUGAUGGUGAUGGUUGUCAUCUCCUGUAGUGUUCGCUUCUGGCAAGAAUACCGCAGUAGUGUUGCUGUUUUCCGGCUGCAAUCUUCGGUGACCACCAAUGUUCGAGUUCGACGCCAGGGUGAAAUCACUGUGGAGGGACGAACUCUCGUCCCUGGUGAUGUCAUCCUGUUGUCGCCUGGUGAUGUUGUCCCGGCCGACUGUUUGGUGAUUGAAUCCUCGUUUCUCCGCAUCACUCAAUCCCAAUGGACUGGUGAGAGUGACCCUGUUUCCAAAUCACAGAUACCCAACGGUGAAAAAGAACUUCUCUCGGUAUUUGAUUUAGAUAACAUCGUCCUCAUGGGAACUGGAGUUGUGUCUGGGCACAGCGUUGCUCUAGUCUUACGGACCGGAGACGAUGUUCUUAUUGCUGCCAUGUCCAAGGAGCUAGCCCAGAGUCGAGGCCCCAACGCUUUCCAGAAAGGUAUCCGCUACGUUACUUGGAUGCUGCUCGCUUUCAUGAGUGUCAUGGUUCCUAUUGUUUUAGUUGUGUCCGCAAAGACUACAGGAAGUUGGGGAGAUGCCGCUCUCUUCAGUGUCAGCGUUGCUGUUGGCCUUGUUCCCGAAAUGCUCCCUGCUAUUGUCAAUGCCAACCUUGCUCGAGGUGCCUACCUUCUCUCUAAGAAGCGUGCCAUUGUGCGACGUUUGGACUCCGUGCAGAAUUUGGGUGCAAUGACUGUUCUUUGCAGCGACAAGACCGGUACACUCACCAAAGACGAGAUCAGCCUUCACGAUUCGCUCGAUUGCUUUGGCAUCAAGAAUACCGAGGUUCUCAAGCUCGCUACAAUCGAGGCAACUCUUCAAGGGGCUGCUGGCAAUGCUAUGGACGAAGCAAUCAAGACAUACAAACUGCCUAAUGGAUCAUCUGUUCAGACAACCAAGUAUGAGCGCUUCACCACAAUCCCAUUUGAUUUCGAACGACGCCGCUCAUCUUGCAUCGUUUACGGCGUAGCUGGUGGCGCCAUGCUUAUCUGCAAAGGCGCGUUUGAGGAGGUUUUUGCACGCUGUUCGGCCAUACAAAUCUCAGACAAGGUUGCUCCCAUGGAUCACGCUUACAAGAAGCGAAUCAAGGAUCGCGUUAGGCAGAUCAACAACGCCGGCUACCGUGUUUUGCUGGUGGCCACAAAGUCCUUGCCCAAGGCAUUUUUCGAGGAUGAGGAUGCUAUUGAGGAAACGGAAUCAAACAUGAUUGCACAUGGUUUGUUGGCCUUUAUCGAUCCUCCCCGACCUGAUGCUGCGACGUCUAUUGCUCAGCUGAAGCGUCUCGGAGUAGAAGUCAAGGUGCUAACAGGAGAUAAUCUCGCCGUUGCACUCAAUGUCUGCAGAUCUCUUGACUUGGUAUCUGCCCACGAAUCCGUUGAGGAUGGCAUGCAAGCUCUGACUGGCUAUCAGCUUUCACUGAUUGCGGAAACCCCAGAAUUUGACAGAGUUGUCAGGAACUGCAAGGUUUUUGCAAAAGUCACGCCUAGCCAAAAGAAGUCCGUUAUUGCCAGCUUGAGAAAGAAUGGAAACUGCGUCGGUAUGCUCGGUGAUGGUAUGAAUGAUUGCCUUGCGCUCAAGGAAGCAGACGUUGGUAUCUCGGUGGAUUCUGCCGCAGGAGCUGCCAAGGACUGCGCCGACUUCAUCUUGACGGAAAAGGGACUUGGCAUCAUUGCUGACAGCGUUAAUGUCGGACGAUACACUCAUGCCAACACCAUCAAGUACAUCAAGAUGGUUCUGUCGUCCAACUUUGGCAACGUCUUCUCCAUCUUAACUGCUAGCGCAUGGCUCCCCUUCACCCCAAUGUUGAACCUUCAGAUCCUCGCCCAGAACUUGCUCUACGAUGUCAGCCAGAUCGCUAUUCCCUGGGAUAAUGUUGACAAGGAAUAUCUGGAAACCCCCAAGUCCUGGCAACCAUGGGACCUUCUCCGUUUCGUGGUCGUUUUGGGUCCAACAAGUUCGGUCAUCGACAUCUGCACAUUCUGCCUCGGCUGGUUCUUCUACAACAUCAAAACAACGGACGACCCCAACGCCGUCCUCAUGUUUCAGACGCACUGGUUCCUUCAAGGUCUUCUUACGCAGACUCUCAUUGUGCAUAUGUUGCGUACAUCAAAGAUCCCGUUCCUUCAAUCCAGGUCCUCUCUUCCCCUUGGUCUCUCAACAGCCCUGAUCAUGACAAUCGGCUUUGUCUUGCCCUGGAUCCCAACCUUCCAGAAAGCACUGUCUUUUGUUUCGCCCGCUCCAUCAUUUGUGGGCUUCUUGGCUGCAGAACUCUUGGUGUACUGCCUUGAAGUACAAGUCGUUAAAAUGAUUUACAUCAGAAUUUUCAAGACGUGGUUGUAGAGCCAGCACUCUCUGCCUCUUCUGUCGGUUACAAACAGCGCCGACUUCCAGUUACUUUCUUAUGCGUGGCCACUCACAACCACGGCCAAGUCGCAGCAAGCUCUCCAACAGAGCCUUGAUAUUAUUCAAGCGUUUCUUAUUGUUAUCCCAAGCCAGGUCUUGAGCAUAACCAAAAAUAGAUAGAGUGUAAUGUGAUAGACAGUUAAAGAUAGCAAGACAAUUCUAUAUUUUGUUCUCUAAAAACACUAAUUCUUCAAAGGCCUGCUUAUCAAAUCAAAUAUGAUCUACUAUACUCUCUACGCCUUAUAGUCAAUGGAAAAGUCGACAGUCUUGCUAACAUCCCACUGCUCAGUCUUAUCCUUGUCGCCGUUAAUACGAAGAGCCUUGAAAGUCACACGGUAGUCUCCCUUAGGUGCCCACUUGUCGCCGCCCAAGGCACCAUCCCAGUAGAAACCAACUGUACCACGGGUAAGAUAGUCGAGAGAGAGGAAAUCGGCAACGGUCUUAUCAUCCUUUGCGGACUCCAGGGUGACCUUCAUCAUGGGCGAUCCCAAUGCAAGUCUGGCAAGGAGUGUAGGAAUGCCGUCGGCGGGCUUUGCCGUGCCGGGCUUGGGCAACAAGAACUUGCUGCCCUUGGGAAGAGGCUUGAACUCACGGUCUGUCGAGUUGGCAACCCAGCUGCUGCCCUCAGGUAGCGUAGGGAUGGUGUUCAUCGCAACGCCCAUGUACUGGUAAGGCAGGGAGAGUGCUGAGCCGUCUGUACCGUUGACAGUGACCCAGCCGGAGUGGAAAGGCAUCCUCCUGGCUUGCAGGCCCAUGGCAUCUUCUAGAGAAACCUUAAUGGGUGCGGCCUUGCCAGGUUCAACCUUGAUUGUAAGAAGGUCAAAGUUGAGCGAAAUCGAAGACUUGAUACGGUCGUUGGGGAACGGCGACGGCCACUUGGCCUCCUUGUCAAGGAUGUAAACAGAUGCAGCGGGGUUGUGCGAGACAGUGUACUCAACAGCCUCCUCGCCGUUGUUGACAAUCUUAAAUUCAAGAUCCUUGGGCAUGUUGGUGGUAUCGUUGAAGCUGAGCGAUGAAGGUUCCAAGACCGUCUUAGAGUAGGCGGCAUCCCAAGCCUGCACCAAACCAGCACCCUGUUGAGCAACUGGAGCCAGCAUCUUCUCAAAUCCAGUGCCGGGGUUAAACAGUUGAGGGUGAGCAGUUCCGGAGAGCAUGUUACGCAUGGCAAUUGGGUCAACCUUGCCUCCGCGGGCUUCUUGGAUGAGCGCAACAACACCGGCAAGCAUGGGCGUAGACAUGGAAGUACCAGAGGCAACACCGUAGCCGCCAAUCUUGAGAGGCAAAGUGGAAAGAAUGUUACCCCCGGGUCCGCCGAACUGGGGCUUGACGUUCAUCUCGAGCGUAGGACCCCACGAUGUGAAACCACUAAGAGCACCGCCAGUAACGAGGUUCUUGUCAACAGAGACGAUGCGCUCGGCGGUAUCUGGCUGAGCCAUUGUGACUGUAAUCUUCUUCUUUCCUUCAAGAGACUUGACCCAGGCCUCUCCAACUUCGGGGGUGACCAUGGCCGCCGCCUUGAUCUCCU